GUGCUGUUUGCGUUCAGUAAGGAAUCGGUGCUCGAGUUCGCUGUAUGACAUUUGUUUUUCUCCAAAGAUUCAAUGAAAUUAGUUAUUAGUUUUCUUAUAUACAGUGUAGUAGCAUCAACGGUAAAAACGCAGAGAAUAUACCAUCCAACAUGUUCCGAAAUUGGAUUAAAAGCUUUCAAUUAUGUCUACGUGAAUCCAAAACUUAAAUGGGUAGGAUUGGGUUGGCUCUGGACAACCUAUGCCCAUAGAUUGCACAACAUCACAAUAGACGUAGAUUUUGCGACAGCAAAGUUAUCAAAUACUACAUAUUUGGGCUCACUUAAAAUUAUUUCAUUUCAUCGUGUUAAAAAUUUUGAAUAUGAAAAUGAAUGGUAUUUGGUUUAUGAAGUUAAAUUUCCGAUUCAAAAUCCAUUGCCAGACGUCACAAAACUGGUUUUAAAUGAUGAAUUAUUGUGUGAUGAUUCAGCAAAGGAGUUCACAACUAAGAAACCGGAAUUAGUUAAAUUGCAUUUAGAAUAUAAUGAUUUUACGAAGGAGCAAAGUUUCACAUCCGAACACAUCAUUAGUUUCCCAGGAGCAAACAAUUCUUUAUCGCAGGGCAGCGACGACAGUGAAUAUGUUGGCUGCGGAAAAAUAGACAAGAGUAAUCUUUUUGUUCCACUGGUCCAUGGAGGAACAACGAUCCAGAGAGGAACCUGGCCAUGGCUAGUAUCAGUAUACUCUUAUAGUGACAUCAGACUAGGAUUCAGAUGUGGAGCUACUCUUAUAUCACAUAAAUUGGUAGUAACUGCUGCCCAUUGCUUCUUCGAUAUCCACAAUAGACCAGUCAAGACAGAAGAUGUCUUAGUUAUUCUUGGACAAUAUAAUCUGAAGAGACCUCAAGAUACAGGUUCUGAAAUUCUGUAUCCUAAAAGUGUCAACAUACAUCCGAAUUAUAGGAAACGUACCUCAAUUGAUUCCGAUAUCGCAGUUGUAGUGUUAGCAGAUAAUGUACGUUUUACAACCUACGUCCGGCCGGCGUGUUUGUGGGUUGAAAACGACUCCAAGGAUAAUAUUGUAGGAGAAGUAGGAAUAACAGCUGGAUGGGGUCGAGAUGAAAAUGGAAAGUUCUACACAGAAUUGCCAAAACAAGCAGAAGUUCCUGUGGUGUCUGAUGAAGCAUGCAUUGAUUCUAAUGAUGUUUUUUCAAAACUUAUAUCUGAAGUAACAUUCUGUGCAGGAUGGCGCAAUGGUACUGAAGGACCCUGCAAUGGUGAUUCAGGAGGACCCCUCCUAUUUCAAAGAAAGGGUCGAUGGACACUUAGGGGUGUUGUUUCAACAGCUCUUUAUAUUGAAAAUACUAAUAUUUGUAACCUCAAUGAAUAUGUAGUAUUUACAGAUGUAUCAAAAUUCAGAAACUGGAUCAUGUCUUUUUCAGAUCAAUUGAUUUUAUAAAUUAUAUAAUAAAGUUUAUAAAUAAAAAGGGCAAAUGUUUGUUGAACUUAA
Messenger RNA from Phlebotomus papatasi, 1485 nucleotides. Its product is annotated as serine protease gd-like. Gene Ontology annotation, molecular function: serine-type endopeptidase activity. Bases 73 to 1434 code for a protein of 453 amino acids. Gene Ontology annotation, biological process: proteolysis. The record is from RefSeq and is a predicted model, not a curated record. Lineage: Eukaryota; Metazoa; Arthropoda; Insecta; Diptera; Psychodidae. The transcript is spliced from 3 exons.